GCAACUUUCUCCCUCGCAGCGCCCCGCCCGCCCGCGGCUCCCCAGCCCCUGGCCGUGAGGCCCAGAUGGGGGAACCCCGGGCAGGGGCCCCCCUGGAUGAUGGCAGCGGCUGGACAGGAAGUGAGGAAGGAAGUGAGGAGGGCACCGGUGGCAGUGAGGGGGCAGGAGGAGAUGGCGGCUCAGAUGCGGAGGGCGUCUGGAGCCCCGACAUUGAGCAGAGCUUCCAGGAGGCCCUGGCCAUCUACCCGCCUUGUGGCCGGCGGAAAAUCAUCCUGUCUGACGAAGGCAAGAUGUAUGGUCGCAAUGAAUUGAUUGCCCGCUACAUCAAGCUGAGAACUGGGAAGACCCGAACUCGCAAACAGGUCUCCAGUCACAUCCAGGUUUUGGCCCGAAGGAAAUCGAGGGAAAUUCAGUCCAAACUCAAGGACCAGGUUUCCAAGGACAAAGCUUUUCAGACAAUGGCCACCAUGUCCUCAGCCCAGCUCAUCUCAGCACCUUCCCUGCAGGCCAAACUGGGUCCUGCUGGUCCUCAGGCCUCUGAGCUCUUCCAGUUUUGGUCGGGCAGCUCUGGGCCUCCGUGGAACGUUCCUGAUGUGAAGCCAUUCUCACAGACUCCAUUCUCCUUGUCACUGACUCCCCCAUCUGCUGACCUUCCAGGGUACGAGCCCCCCCCAGCCCUCUCUCCCCCUGCCUUGCCCCCUCCUGCCCCCUCACCCCCAGCCUGGCAGGCUCGGGCCUUGGGCACUGCACGGCUGCAGCUGGUAGAAUUCUCCGCCUUUGUGGAGCCACCCGAUGCAGUUGAUUCUUACCAGAGGCACCUCUUUGUCCACAUCAGCCAGCACUGCCCCAGCCCUGGUGCACCCCCUCUUGAGAGUGUGGAUGUUCGGCAGAUCUACGACAAGUUCCCGGAGAAAAAGGGGGGCCUGCGGGAGCUGUACGAUCGUGGCCCCCCCCACGCCUUUUUCCUGGUCAAGUUCUGGGCGGACCUGAACUGGGGUCCAAGUGGUGAGGAGGUUGGGACCAGUGGGGCCAGUGGUGGAGGCGGCGGCUUCUACGGCGUGAGCAGUCAGUACGAGAGCCUGGAGCGCAUGACGCUCACCUGCUCCUCCAAGGUCUGCUCCUUUGGCAAGCAGGUGGUGGAGAAGGUGGAGACAGAGCGUGCACAGCUGGAGGAUGGGAGGUUCGUGUACCGUUUGCUGCGCUCCCCCAUGUGUGAGUACCUGGUGAACUUCCUCCACAAGCUGCGCCAGCUGCCGGAGCGCUACAUGAUGAACAGCGUCCUGGAGAACUUCACCAUCCUCCAGGUGGUGACAAACAGGGACACGCAGGAGCUGCUGCUAUGCACCGCCUACGUCUUUGAGGUGUCCACCAGUGAGCGUGGGGCCCAGCACCAUAUUUACCGCCUGGUCAGGGACUGAAGGGAGAACCCCAGGACUGGUUCCCCACACACAUCCUCCACUCAGAAGAACCUCCUGCUUCUCACCUACUUCUUGUUUGGGGUGAGGGGCUGGGCCACUUGCCAUUAGAGGAGAGAAAUGGCUUCAGGGGACCUCACAAGAGUAUCUGAAAGGUGACAGCCACUCCAGCUCAUCAGGGGACAGGAAGGACGCAGGCCCCUGAGAUAAGCACUGGCUCCUCAGACUCCCCCAGAGACCUCCCCCCAGCCCGCCCCUGCCCCCCUGUGACCCAUCUUCUGUUCUGAAUGUUUGGAGGGUAGGGGCUAUUUUUCAUCCCCCUCUUGCCCACCCUCCCCCUUGACCUUGACUAUUGAACGUUAACCAUUUCUGUACAGGAGUAGAUCCAGGUGGGCCCUGGGAGGAUAUUUUUUUUUUAAUAUAACAGAUAUUUAUAAGUGGG
Sorex fumeus (smoky shrew) is the source of this 1857-nucleotide messenger RNA. It is a transcript of the gene TEAD2, whose product is annotated as TEA domain transcription factor 2. The record is from RefSeq and is a predicted model, not a curated record. Gene Ontology annotation, biological process: hippo signaling; embryonic organ development; regulation of transcription by RNA polymerase II. Gene Ontology annotation, cellular component: transcription regulator complex. Bases 66 to 1418 code for a protein of 450 amino acids. The transcript has 12 exons. Gene Ontology annotation, molecular function: DNA-binding transcription factor activity, RNA polymerase II-specific; RNA polymerase II cis-regulatory region sequence-specific DNA binding. Lineage: Eukaryota; Metazoa; Chordata; Mammalia; Eulipotyphla; Soricidae.